Messenger RNA from Sander lucioperca (pikeperch), 1057 nucleotides. RefSeq names its product glycine cleavage system H protein, mitochondrial-like. The transcript has 5 exons. Gene Ontology annotation, cellular component: cytoplasm; glycine cleavage complex; mitochondrion. NCBI's taxonomy places the organism in Eukaryota, Metazoa, Chordata, Actinopteri, Perciformes, Percidae. The record is from RefSeq and is a predicted model, not a curated record. Gene Ontology annotation, biological process: protein lipoylation; glycine decarboxylation via glycine cleavage system. Bases 47 to 574 code for a protein of 175 amino acids.
ACGAAGAAGAAUUCCACCCUGCCCUCAUCAUCAGUGAGCGACAAAGAUGGCCGCCUGUGGGCAAUUCCGCUCCCUUUCUUCCAACUUUUUCACAGUUUUGCCUUUACUUACCCGCUCGGUACCUCUUUCACCGUUGCGGCUGGCAUCUAAACCUUACUUUGGAAGAACACUAGCCACUUCUAGUCGAUUAACAGCAGCACUUAAAUUCACAGACAAGCACGAAUGGAUUCGAGUAGAAGACGACGGAAUUGGGACUGUCGGUAUCAGCAAGUUUGCGCAAGAGGCUCUGGGAGAUGUAGUUUACUGUGGUCUGCCAGAGGUGGGAACACAGCUGGCUCAGCAAGAUGAGUUUGGAGCUCUGGAAAGUGUAAAGGCUGCCAGUGAGCUCUAUUCCCCUUUGACUGGAGAAGUUGUAGAGGUCAAUACACUACUGGCAGACAACCCUGGUCUGGUGAACAAAUCUUGCUACAAAGAUGGCUGGCUGAUGAAGAUGACCAUUGGCAACCCUAAGGAGCUUGAUGCUCUAAUGGACGAAGCAGCCUAUGAGAGAUACAUCCGCUCCAUUGAGGACUAACCCAACACCUCCUAAUAAGUGCUAUGCUCCCUCUCUCCUUUUUAAAACACAACUGGCAGGGAGAUCCACAAGUCGUGCCUGUGUCAGCUACAACUCUAUGCUUAGCAUCCACCAGUGGAGCUCAGGAGCUUCAGAUUGCUGACCUGCCAGUGUUGUAGAGCUGUGAACAUUAGGAAUCCUUUAUCUACUGUUAAAGACUGAUUCUAGGGGACCUGUCAAUCUGGACUGACUAAACAUCCAAUGUUGAGUUGUUGCAGCCUCAAAUCCCCAAACAGAAGAGACUGAGACACGGUCACUAGAACAGUUUACACACAUUUCAGUCAAAGAAAAACUUGAAUUUCUGUUGUAGGACAUUGUUAGACUUAAAAAGCACUUUGGUCUUCAUGGUAUUAAUAAUAAUGUUGGUCUACACUGCAUGUAUGACAGCUAAACUAUAGACAUGGGACCGGUAAAAUAAAUAAUAAACAUUUCCAUUUCCAGACA